Messenger RNA from Musca domestica (house fly), 450 nucleotides. RefSeq lists its product as uncharacterized. The coding region runs from base 1 to 450 and encodes 149 amino acids. The record is from RefSeq and is a predicted model, not a curated record. Lineage: Eukaryota; Metazoa; Arthropoda; Insecta; Diptera; Muscidae. The transcript is spliced from 2 exons.
AUGUCGUUUUGGUGGUUGACUAACUGGAUGGCGGCUGCUGGACGGCAAUGUUGGGAUUGUGGAGAGGAUUUCCUGGUCGUCCAACGCCUACCGGGUGAAACACUGCGACGUUUAGCCUCUCGUCUUGAAGAGACUGGCACAACAAAAGAUGCUGCCAGGCGUGGCAGACCCCGGAGUAUCCGUUCUGCAGAGAAUAUUGCUGCUUUAGCCGAUGAUGUCAUGGAAGCGCCUUGGACAUCGGAUAGACGACGUGCCAAGCGAAUGGGUAUCAGUCGACGGUCUUUACACCGAAUGUUUAUACAAGAUUUGAAGAUGUGUCGGUACAAAGUCCAGAUGGUGCAUCAGCUGUCAGCUGCUGAUCGUCAAUCGCGUCUAACACACGCUAUUGCUGCUUUAGCCGAAGAUGUCAUGGAAGCGCCGUGGACAUCGAAUAGACGACGUGUCACGUAA